AUGCUGACGCCGCGCUCGCGGUCCAAGAAGAAGGCGGCGUCGUCGUCACGCAAGCCGCCCCCGGCGCUCCCGCUGCCGGUCACUCCCACGGGGGGCGGCGCCACAACCACCGCCGGAUUGCUGCCGCCGCCGUCCGCCGGCUUCUCGUCGCAGUCGUCUCCGCCCCCGCGACAGACGCAGCAGCGCAGGCUGCGUUUCGCCCUCGCCAAAGAGAGAAAGGCGUCGACGACGCUGGGCAUCAUCAUGAGCGCCUUCACCUUCUGCUGGCUGCCCUUCUUCGUGCUGGCGCUGGUGCGGCCGUUCACCGACAUCCCGCCCUCGCUGUCGUCGCUGUUCCUCUGGCUGGGAUACGCCAACUCGCUUUUCAACCCCAUCAUCUAUGCGACGCUGAACCGCGACUUCCGCAAGCCCUUCCAGCAGAUCCUGUACUUCCGCUGCAGCUCACUCAACCACAUGAUGCGCGAGGAGUUCUACCACUCGCAGUACGGCGACCCGGACCACCACCAGUACUACGUCAUCAACACGGCGGCGGCUGCCACGGGUGCCGGCUGCAGCGGCGGCGGGGGCGGCGGUCUCGGCGGGGGCGGCAUCGGGGGCCGCCCGCAGUCGGCAGCGUCGGGGGCGGCGCCGUCGUUAGACUACCGCGAGGACGACGAGCGGCUGUCGGCGGCCGGAGAAGGCCCGCCCCAGUCGGCAGGGGGCCUCGUCGUCGACGACGACGACGAUGAUGACGACGACGACGAGGAGCGCGACGCCACCACGGCGCUGGCCGACGAGUCUUUCCUGUGAUACGAGGAGCACCGCUUCUGAGCCCGAGAAGCGCAUGCGCCGGCGCCACGGCCGGCCGGUCCCGAAGAGGACGCCCAAACUGCCUCAAUAGACUGACUGCACUAUAGGACAAUCCGCGAUUCGGAACAGACCUGCUGCCCAACCCAUACACUGACUACAAAGACUAGUACGUGCCACGCGGUCAGAGAAACGUUCAAAGCCACCAGGUGUGCUUGUAAAGUCUUGGGUAGUGUCGUGAUAAAUUUUUAGAAGGAACUGUGCUGUCACAUAAAUGGUUUCAUCUGAUUUGUGGUGUGUCUACAGUUUUAACGUCCAGUACUACAAAAAUUAUGGUUGAUCGUUCAUCUCGACUCUCCUAAGUCGUACCUACACUUACUGUUAGUGUUAGUUUCUGAGCUCUGGUACAUGAACAGUCGCGAGAUAAAUCGUCAUUUUUCUGUUUACGGAAGACUACGUGAAAUGCAGGCUCCCAUCAGGUCGCGAGAAGCUACGCACGUUGAAGGGAACAUGGGAUGCAGGUCUCUAGUUAGGAGGGGGGCAGCAAGUAAUCGCUCGAAGAAACAGUGGGUCAUUAGUUCUUGAACAGCUUAAGCAAUAAGCCAAAAGGAAAUGGUACACCAAUAUCUAGUUUCUGUAAGAAGAGCUCUAAAUUUCAUGCAAAGGACAUUUUGUCUCAUAAUGGACGAUGCCUUAGCUGAAGGAAAAGAUUGUGUCUGAUACUACCAAAGAACAUUUUCGAUACAGCUGUAAAGCGAAAAGAAAAGAAAAUAUUGCCUGUACUCAAAUAUCAAUAAUUUUUCUCUAGGCUGACGUAACACCGCAAGUGUGUAGAAGGCUGUAGCUACAAGUGAUCCCUGAACCAUAAAUCCUACAUGUUUACUCACUGAAGUAGAUAAAUCUGAAAGCAAAUUGCAGGACAAUCAACGAAAAUUAUUUAGUACAUUUUUUUGUAAAAGUCUCCGAACUGUACUGCGUACUUAACCUACCGCUGUGGACGGGGUAGCUCGUCCUUUUGUGACGUCAGUGUCAACGAAAUCGUAAACGUGCUUGACACUUCUGGACCUCACUGAAGCGCACAUCUUUGGCUGCAGCUUAUUUACGUCACGCCAACAACAAAUUCUUCUGUAGCUAAUUUUCAUUCCGUGUGUAGCUUCCCUUACAUCAAAACGUUGCGAAGUACCAAGAAAUUAUAUAAUCGUAACGUUAUCAAUCACAUUAAAAUAUUUUCUUUCCGGCAAAAAGCUAUACUCUAGGAUUCGUGAAGGAAUGACGAACUAAGACUGAUACAUUACUGUUAUUUGGAAUGAACCUUCUAAAUGUUCUGAACUAUUGCAGUCUGGUUGUACGAGCCAGGUAAAUACAUAUUCAGUUUCAAAAAAGCGGUUUUCAUGUGCUGCAUUUUAAUAACGUAUGAAAAACCUGUUUCUUUUCGUUUUUGUCACACAUAAUUUAUUACUGCUUUUAGUUAUCGUCGAAAGUUAUUCGUGUUAGGUGUGAGAAAUGCAAAUUUGAUUGGGAACAAGAGUGAUGACAUACCAUGAUAAACGGAUAAGUGAGAAUUGUAAAUUGUUCUCCUGAAGGGAGAAAAUUAAAGAAAAAUACAGACACGAGUAAUUGCGAAUUAUUAAUGUGGAUGCUAAACACGAAAGCUUUAAUUUAAUUUUCGCCCCGUCUGUUUCACCCAUUUACAUGCAUAUUUAAGAUGAAUUAUGUGUACGAUUCGUCACAUAUAUUGUAUUAGCGGAAGAAGGUAGAGCCGUAACUGUUUUGCAAUGAAAGCUACGGAAUCGUGUAUUUAGUGAUGUGAAAUGAACGAUGAGUUGAGGUGUUCCCGUUGUGUUGUGAGUACUCUUCCAGACCCACAUCCUGUGACAUAACUGUCGUAAGCUAACUCUGUCUCUCUUCUACUAGAAAUACGCAUUAUUUUAAAGCGACGAGCGUCCUUUUCGAAUGGAAGAAAACCUUCGGGACGUAUUGCUUAGAUGAUUAAUUACGUAAACUGACCAACAGGAUACUGGGGCGUGGGUGGGAUUCUGGGUGAUUCUUAAAAGCGUAUGAGAAUGACGUUUAAGUACAUGUAAAAUUAACGAGUUAUAUGUAUCAUAAGCAAUACUAUGAACGUGAUUUCCCGUAUUUUGCUAUCGUAACUCUUUCUACUGAGGCAUUCAAGUUUUGGGUCCUCGUGUGUAAUACCUCCUGUCUUUCACGAAACACGAAGAGAUUAUUCGUCAAUGCCGAUUCAUCUUGCCUACACUCAGAUUUCUCCUACAAAAAAACCAAAGAAUGUUACUUGUAUAUAUUAGUGUAAAAUAGAGAUAAACUCUUUAUAUGGUGUUUUCUAUAAUUUCAAUCAGUGUUUUCGUCAAAUGAAUCAUUUAUUUUAUUUAUUGCUACAAUAAAUUCCCGAAUCGUUACUGUAAUAUGAAUGUGUGAUGAGCACUCGAUGGAAAUAGAAGUAAAUAUCCUGUUUUCGUCUGUGAAAAGUAUA
Molecule: messenger RNA, 3277 nt
Organism: Schistocerca piceifrons (Central American locust)
Lineage: Eukaryota; Metazoa; Arthropoda; Insecta; Orthoptera; Acrididae
Product: beta-1 adrenergic receptor-like
Exons: 3
Coding region: 1-789 (262 amino acids)
Biological process (GO): adenylate cyclase-activating adrenergic receptor signaling pathway
Cellular component (GO): membrane
Molecular function (GO): G protein-coupled amine receptor activity
Source: RefSeq, a predicted model, not a curated record